UAUAAAUAUUAUUGGCUAGGCCAGUUUAAAAUGCUUGCUGCUAAAAUCAGUUGUUUUUUGCACACGCUACAGAACAGAAUUGAAAAAUACCUAACGCCGGUAAAAGAAAAAAUUGUGAAGACAAAAUAAAAAAAACCAUAACAAAUGAAAUCUCUAACAUUGACGUUUAUUGUGACCUUGGCCAUCGUAUACAGCCUGCUCCACAGCAGCAGUGGUGCGGUGACCACGAAUGAAAAUGGUGAGAGUCAAUUUCAUUUUGGUUUCAAAACCAACAACGGCUAUCAGCGUGUAGAGGACAUUAAAUUCAACAAAACCUCAAAUGCUGUGGCCGAUACCAAAGAGGAAAAAACCGAAGAUCCGGUAGAAUUUCGCGGUGGUUACAGCUUCAUAUCGGCCGAUGGCUAUGAGUACACCGUCAAAUACAAGGCCAACAAGAAUGGCUUCCAACCCUAUGUAACUGCCCACAAAAUAAAGGAAACUUCUUAGAAAUCCGUAAUCGUA
Musca domestica (house fly) is the source of this 501-nucleotide messenger RNA. RefSeq names its product endocuticle structural glycoprotein SgAbd-5 (gene Cpr65Ay). The coding region runs from base 145 to 486 and encodes 113 amino acids. The transcript has 3 exons. The record is from RefSeq and is a predicted model, not a curated record. NCBI's taxonomy places the organism in Eukaryota, Metazoa, Arthropoda, Insecta, Diptera, Muscidae.